AUGGUCGAAAUCAACAAAGAAGUCGAGUCUGCGAUUUUGAGCAUGUACAACUUGCUUGGCAAGCAGCAACAAUUGGAAAAAAAGAAUCAACUCCAAGAAGUGAUCACCGGUCAUUGUCGACUCGUGCUCAAGUUGAUCAAACAAAAACACGCCGACAUUUUGUGUUUGCCUGAAAGACCAUCGAACUCUGAUGUCAUUCAGCACAUUCACGGCCUUGUCGAGCAAAAAUUCAGCCGCAUAUCCGCGACGUUUUCCCCUGAUCGUGCGAUUGAUGGGGACAAGUUUGAGAUCGCAAAGUAUCUCUUGCUGUUAUUUUACGAGUUGACAAUCACUCGCGACGAGAGUCCCAGUAUGCAACAAUUUGUCUCAUCACCGUUGCUCAGAGAAAAGCGCUUCGCUCGCGAGAAUCAAGAGCUAAGGAAUAAGAUUGAUGACUUGGAGGACACCAACAGUGAGACGGAGAUGAGAUACAAAGCUGUUGUUGCUGAGAUAAAUACGAUGGAGACAAAACUGAAACUAGCGAAAAGCCGAAACGACGACCUCCAGAAACAGCUACAAUAUAAGAGCACCGCUUUGGAGAACAGUGAGAGUGCGUUGAACGAUCUCAAAAAACGCCACGAAUACCAGGCGUCCGAUGUGUCGACCUGGAAAAUGGACUACCACAAAGCAUUGCGAACGAUCGAAGAAAAGGAGACGACGAUCAAGGGUUUAGAGCAAGAUAAAGAGCUCUAUAUGGCACAGCUGAAAACGUAUGGGGAGAAAUUCCGGGACGCCGACGCGGAAAUCGAGGAGUUGACGACGAAAAUGAGGGCAUUGGAAAAGUACAAGAGAUUGUUUGAAGAAAAGGAAGACGAACUGCAGAAUUUGAUCGCUGAAAAUACCAGCGAUCGACGAGCUCGACAAUUGGAUGCGGAAAAGAAAGAACAACAAUAUUUGGAAGAUUUCCGCCAACAGGAGGAGGCAAUGAGGGAUUUAAAGGAGAAAUUGGACUCCUCCGAGCAAUUGCACAUCGAACAAAUGCAAUUGAUGGAGAUGGAAAUGAAAAAGGAAAGAGAAGCAAGGGAUUCACUUCAAACGCAUCUCUUUGAUCAUCAACAUCUCAUCGGCGAGCUGCGCAAAGAGAUUCUCGCCCUCGAGGAGCAAUGCCAAAAAUUCGAGACGUGGAAUCGUCAAUUGAAAGCAUCGCUCGAGAAAUCACUAGCUAUCGAGGAGCAAAGCAAGGCACAAUUCGAGCAAAUACUCGCGCUAACGCGAUCUUUCGACAAAUUGGAGGAAGAGAAACAUCGCUUGGAGACAAAAUUAGUGGCAGAGGAGAAGAAAUACUGUGAUCUGCCAUCAGCUAUGAUUGAUGAGAAUACGGCUCCACUUGGGGAACCAAUUCUCUCACCCACCUCAAAAGCGAUCGAAAACGAAGUCGAACCACGAUCGCGACGAGCGAUCUCGACUCGUAAUCGCUCAUUAGCCGUUUUUCCUUCAAACGCCCCUCGCGAGCUCAACUACACACAGGACAAGUACUCACGAUUACGCGAUUUAGCCUCACGCAACACCAUCGCUCAACCACAUCUCAAAGAAUCCUAUUUCCUCGAGACGAACUCCCCGAACUCUGAGGCGAUUCUCCGCGGGAAUGCAAUGGUGAAACACGAGCCAAUCACUCCAAAACAUCAU
This is a messenger RNA of Mesorhabditis belari, 1665 nucleotides long. Lineage: Eukaryota; Metazoa; Nematoda; Chromadorea; Rhabditida; Rhabditidae. The record is from the annotation of a GenBank genome assembly.